GAUCCAAGCCAAGCUCACGGAUCUUUAUUAUAAUCUCACAGUGUAUUAAAUCUGGUGAAAUGUUAUGUUUCCACUGGGGCACUGCUGCCAUUGGCCCGGACGCGCACCACGUGGUCGGGCAGUCACGCGCUUUCCUGGAACCCGUCAGGAAGAAGAAAAACAAAACAAACCCGAUAGAGCUGCAGCAGCGUGUGGACUCCAUUGAAAAGUGGGCCUUAUUAUCUCCGGCACGGGAGACUACACGAGGUCCAACGCGGAGAGGGACGCCUGUGGGGGCGUCAUCGAGACCUAAAGCAAACAGAGAACCACAGCAGACCAGACCAGACCAGGUCGAGUCAAGUAACUGACGUCUUCUCCCCUAUUCCCUUCCCCCAAGCCGCGCAGGCUGCAUCUACCAGCAAUCUGCGAUUAUCGCCCCUCAGCGGUGAUUUAUUGUGCCGAUCCGACAACUUCACACCACUGGGACUGGACAGGAGGCCCAGAGGUUACCCCCGCUGGAGCUCUAAGCUGUGUCUGGCAAUGCCGCAGUAACCACGCACAGGCCGAUGGUAUCAUAGAUUUGAAAUAGAGUUCUGUGGUGUUGAAGGAGGCGAGAGACUGGCCCAGAAUCAGUGUGACCUCUGAGGACAUUGCAUCCAAACAGCUGCUGGGGGCAGAUGUGCUAACAGGGAACGACCCAGCAUCAUUGGGAUGGAGCCUCCCUUUGCAGACGCAUUUCAAAACUACUCGUUUGCUGAUCAGGUUCUGACCAGCACUGAUCUGCUCUCUACCAGCUCUGACCCAGAUUUCAUGUAUGAAAUGGACCGAGAUAUGACCCACAGGCAGAGCCCCUGUGGGGACAGCAUGGUGGGUAUCGGCGAUGGUGGAAAGGAGGUGGAGGGCUGCGUUGAUCAGCUCAUGGGUUUGGCCGAGUGUGACACGGUCAACAGCACCCCGGCGUUCGAACAGUGGGACUCCUACUGGGAGGACCUCACCAGAUACACACGGCUGGCCAGCUGUGACAUCUGGGGGACCAAAGAGGUGGAUUUCCUUGGAUUGGAUGACUUCUCCAGUCCCUACCAGGAUGAGGAUGUGAUCAGUCAAACCCCGACACUGGCUCAGCUCAACAGCGAAGAUUCCCUGCCCGUGUGUGAGGCCCUCUACCCCCCUGCAGAUAUGACCCUGCCUUCCCCUCUGCCUCCGCUUCAACCAUCCCAGUUUCCAGGUCACAGUAAGAGACCGCUGUUCCCUGGCAAAGGAUAUGGCCCAGGAACUGCACGGCCCUCCCCAAGUUCUUCAUCCCGUCCUUCCCACAAUCUUCUACCAGACUUCCCUGAAAGUUCCAAAAAAGCCACCCGACCUAUCCCCUCCAGCACUGAGACUAUGGCUAAGGCCCAGAGCCAGCUCAGUCUAACCAAGAACCACGGCCAAGCUGAAAGAGAGAUCCAGGGCAGAGGAGCCAAGAUGGCAGCCCACACUUCCCAUGGCUCUGUCUUUGUGCGGAAGGCUAAAGUCCGUGUUAGCGCAGUGGAUAAAGCUCAGCCCAACCUGCCCUCCAAGACUGAUAUUGAGAUGUCAGAUGUGCCUCCACCUCUCUCCCACCCUGAAGAAGAAAAAGCUUCCACUUCAGCUAGUGCCGCCUCAGUGGGAUGUCCUGAUGCAGCAGCCGGUAGCUCCAGCAGCCUGACGAGUGCAGAGGGGACCGGGAGAAGAGAGAUGCCUGUAGGUUGGUCUGCCACUGUGCCUCAACUCGUGGAGAUGAGUCAGGCCAUGGAGGGCACCGCCUCUGGGCUGGAGAGCAUCGCCGACAGUGUGGCAGGUGCUAGCGGUAGCGUUCUGGUUGCCGAGAAGACGGAGAAGAGCAAGGAGGAGGAGCACAACUACUCCCUGUUCUUGACCCGCAGCAGGCUGGCUGGCAGAGCCCCCUCCCAGCUGGAGGAGGACGAGGAAGACGAGGAUGAGGAGGAAGCGGAUGAGGAGGAGGAGGAGGGCGACGGACUGGAGCUAGAUGACGAAGACCAUGAUGAGGGUUUUGGCAGCGAGCAUGGGCUUUCUGAGAAUGACGAGGAGGAGGAAGAAGAGGAAGAGGAGGAGGAGGAGGAGGAUGAAGAUUAUGAAGCAGACAAGGAUGAUGAUAUGAGUGACACCUUCUCUGAGCCAGGCUGUGACAUGGAGCUGUCUGAUGACAUUAAGAGCCUGACAGCAGGAGUCUCCAGCCGGAAGAGAAGCAGGCGCCGCUACUUCUGGGAGUACAGCGAACAGCUCACCCCCUCGAAACAGGAACGCAUGCUGAAGCCGUCUGAGUGGGACAGACACACGCUGCCUAGCAACCUGUACCAGAAGAACGGGCCUCUCCAUGGAAAGUACAUGCUGAAGAAGUCACGUCGCACGGAUGUGGAAGACCUGACUCCCAAUCCACGUAAGUUGCUGCAGAUCGGCACCGAGCUCCGCAAACUGAACAAGGUGAUCAGCGACCUGACACCGGUGAGCGAGCUGCCGCUGACUGCACGACCCCGCUCCCGCAAGGAGAAGAACAAGCUGGCGUCCAGAGCUUGUCGUCUUAAAAAGAAAGCCCAGUAUGAAGCAAACAAGGUGAAGCUCUGGGGACUCAGCACAGAAUACGAUCGGUUGCUCUUCGUGAUCAAUACCAUCAAGGAGGAGAUAGUGGUGCGAGUGGAGGACUCUACUCCGCGUACAACCAACAUGACUGACACCCUGGAGCGGCUCAUCAAGGAGACACUUGUGGCAUCCCCAGUUGCCGGGCAGACUUCAGAAUUUGUCAACAAGAUCUUGGAGAACACCGGACGCGGCGAUCCGACCGGCGGACUGGUCGGCCUGCGAGUUCCCACCUCCAAAAUCUAGACAAACCCGCCGUCCACUGAGCGGAGUGGGCUAAAUAUUACCACCGUGCUGUCCCAUUGUAACUAUGCUCCCCUCUGCAUGCCCCUCCAACCCUGCGCACAUACACAUUGUUAGUCACACAAACACACAUACACCUCCCUUUGUGUGUAUGUAUGUGUGCUUGUUUAAAGCCAUCCACCUGUAUGGCCUACACCGUAGCUUUCUGUCUCUGCAAACUGCAUGCAGAGUCACUGUCUCCCAACCCAUUGUGAGCAUCUGUUGGGAAACGCGCCUCUAAAAGCAAAGGAUGGUUUGGUGUAUAGCUAACAGCACGUCUUAAAUCCACUGGUGAUUAUUAGAUGUGUUUAACAUAACAUUGUGUUGGGGUGGUUCUGUUGGAGGUCCGCUUCCAAGGCUGAGACAGACAGUCACCAGAGUGCACCUACUGGACUACUUUCACACAGUCUGUUUGAGAUUGUUAUGACGGAGGAAGAACCGUUGAACAUUGGACCCCAUCAAAGAUCGAAAAGGUCCCAGGUAUCUUUUCCCAGAAGUGCUUCGCUUCACAUGGCAACAAAAUUGAACUGCGUGAUGUGAACUCAACCCACUGAGUUAAAGCACUUUGAUGAAAAUGGCUCUGAAUGCCAAGACAGCUGCAGAAAAAGUAAAGCAGCACGCUCGUUACAGGGUGGCAAGUUAUAUUUUGUAUUGAAGGCCUAAAUAUGUUCAUGCCAUCCCCUGUUUGCCAAUCAGCUCAUUGAAAUUGAUAUUCCAAAAAAAAGUUGAAUCUUAGGAAUUAAGUGACAUCCUGCUGGGGUGGAGUUUGUUGCAGGCAGGAGGAGGCUUAAUGGCUCAUUAUCUGGACAGGAGGUUUUUUGACCAUGUGGAGAGGAAGCGCAUGUAGUUUGGUGCUUUUUGGACUUGUGCUAGUUUUAACUGGACUGAGUGAAACGAAAGCGUUUUGCCAGUAUGGGAGUGGACUGUGAGGAAGAUCCUGGUGGUGAUGAAGAAGACAUUAGCAGUGAUCCAUCUCCUCGAAGAGUCAUACACACGUGUACAUAGACGUGUCUCCCAGUGAAAAACGGCACCGGCUCCACUUUUUGUACAGUAGAGUUGACCAGGCUAACAGUUUGGUGUGUUCAUACUAGUGUUUGAUCAAAGUUCUAUUCAUUGUGCCUUGUUUAUGUAUGUAUGUGUGUGUAUGUUUCUGUACGUCUGAGUGCGUAUGUGAGAGAGACUGAACGAGAAGAGGCGAUUGCUCAGAGCUCCCCGAGGUCCAGUCAAGGAGAGGACUACUUUACCCUGAGGGAGGAUGUCAGUGAAUGUUAGGAGGGGUACACCUGCGGGGUUAAGCUGUAUUUCAGUUGUUUAAAGAUGUUCUGAAUGUAUAUAAAACAAAUGGAAGCUCUCGUUGCAGGAUGCCACAGAGUCUGUGUAUAUAAGGAGGGCUCUGCAAUAGAUUACUUAUGGUUUUUGGUACUUUAUCUUUUUUGGGGGGAGGGUCAGGGGCAGGGUUAACGGAUAUUUUUCGUUAAGAGUUACAAAAAAAUAUUUGCACACUAUAUUUUGAUUGUUUUUUGUACCAAAGACACAUGCAACGAAACGGCGACCAGCCUGUUAAAGUAAGGUUUUGCACAGCUUACCUGACGCCGUAUUGAAUGUAAGAAAUGUGGGAGGGUCAGGGAACUUCAUAGAACUGUGAAAUUAGCUUGGGUCCAAUUCUGUACAGAAAAGGAACAUUCAUUUUUUUUUUCUAACAUUUUUACCCCAUUUGUGGGCUUCUCCAGAAAAUUUGUUGCCUAAGCACUUCAUUCCUGAACUGAUUCCUCUCUCCACAUGCUAAUUGUGUUAACGGCUCUACCUAGGACAAGAACCAAGAGCACUAGUAGAUAAGCUAUGUUACAUUUUAUGAUUGUUUGUUAAUGUCACCAACAAUAACCAAAAUGUUCUGUUUCUUUGUUACUUGUUGAAGAAACUGUUUGUAGACGAGGUCUAGUUCAUCAACAAAAUAAUAACUGAAUUGUGUUUUGAAGUACUGUAUUUAAAAAAACAUAAAUGAUAUACCUUUCAAAGGUGAGAUGCCACUUUUCAUGACAUCUGAUUUAAUUUCUAAGCAUGACACAUUUCUAUAAACCAUUCUUUCAUUAGAAACUUAGAGGAAAAACUGAAAAACCAAAAAAAAAAGGUUCUUGUUAUAUUUUUGUAAUUUUAGCUGCCUGCUAGCUUUCCUGACAGGGGGGAACUAUUUGUUUUAUCAGAUUCUCCAAGUGGAGAGAGGGAGAUGUGGAAUACAGAGGAUUGGAUCAAUUUAAAACACAACGCGCCAAGCAAUGGUCUAGAUUAAAGUCUGGUCUAUUAAGAGAAUGAGGACAGGCUGUCUUUAGAACAGACAGGGACACGUCCAAGAGGACUCAGAGGACAGCAGUGUGGCGAUGGGAGGGCAGUAUUGUCAUAGAUGUUAUAACAUAGACUGUAUAUAAAGAUGGACGAUGUCUACAUCUCCUCCUGUUGUACAAAAAUGAAGCCAAAAUACCCCCGGGUAUGGUUGCUGGCGUCUUUUGACAUCCUGUACAAAGGUUCUGUUGAUACAAAAGCUCAACCAACCGCAAGUGAGUCUCAGCUGUGAACCAAUGAUAUCUCACUGCUUGUAACAUAAAAUAACUAAUUAAAACCAAACUAACUUGUAAACUACCUAAAUGACAGAAAGCAUCUGAGAGAAACAUUUAUUUCCCAUGCCCUUUUUAGUUAGGUAUGUGUCCCAUCCACUAACAUGAUGGAGGCAUGGUUAAUAUCCUGUUCUGCAGCCAGCCACCAGGGGGCGAUCAAGACGCUUUUGGCUUUACUUUUGGGGAGCCGUCCAUCUUUAUUUACUUUCUCUCUGUUGUAAAUACGACAAAGCCAUUUCUGCCCCAGACUUAUCUGGAUUCAACACUGUGCGUUGUUUUUUAGAUUUUCACACGUAUUCCCUCUUUAACCGUGAAGCUGGUUGAAUUCUGCAUCUUCCUGGUCGUGACAUUACUUCCUCUGAGGUUGAACCGCUCAGUUUUUAUAUCUGCCUGGCCUCGCCUUCAGUCCCCAGCAUUCAUUCGCUCAUCAAAACUCAAGUCCCAAAAGUUUCAGGCGACAAAAAGGCAGUGUGUCCCGACCUUUAACAACGCAUGUAAUGCUUCCCUGCCCGUUGCCUGCUCAGAGGAAACUCUCGCCAUUCCCAGGAAGUGCCCUAUUCAACCAGAGUUCAAUAUGUUUGAAAAUAAGUGCUUGAUAAAUUCAGGUUAGUGCGAAGUGAAGAGAGUUCUCCUUCACAUAAUGACGAUGGCAAUGCAGAGCUGUGGUCUUUCUGUACCAUUUGAGUGAAUAACAGGUAGUGCUACACACACAUAUAUAUCUAUAUAACUAUAUCUAUAUAUAUUUUUACUGUUAUCCAUUUUGUCUAAAAAGGGAGAAAUGGUGCUUUUUCAGAAACUAGAGAGACGAGUAUCCAUGAUUCUUAUUUGACUUCUUAGUCUAGUUGUAGCCUAAUGACUUGCUCUCCCCUGCCGUCCAUAGCUAUUUUCUUAGUCGUGAUUCUUUUUUGUAAAUAGACUAUAAGUUAAUAUGUAUCUUAUAAAUGUUAGAUAUAUGUAUAGAAUACUAUAUCUUAUAUGUUUGAAAACAAAAGCACUUUGUCCAAAAAAAAGAAAAAAAAAAGAAAAGCAUUUUUUUCUUCCAUUUGCUGCUAAAAGGCCUGGUGUGAAUGCUGAAAGUGUACUUGAUGACCACUUGCUAGGAUAGGUCUAUUACCUGAAUUGGCUAGGUCUAUGUACUAGCAAGAGAAUGGAGUGCGGGUGUGGCCUGACGAGGGUUAGAUCCAAAUGUUUCUGGAGCUGUGUAAUGAUAUAAGAUAUCUUUGCUUGGCUUUGCGAAGCUGGAUGUGCUGAUAGGAUCGAUCUACUUCCUGGUCAGGAGGGACUGUGAGGAUUGUGUAUUUGUGGUCUUAAAAAAAAGAGGGUUUUGAUUCCAGGGCCCCUACGUUGAUCCUGACGCUGACCCCCUUAGCGUCAUGAUUCAUUUUGCCUUCAGUAGAGGUUUCCUAUGGAAAAACUGAUUCUGCUUUGGCUUCCUCUUCAGGGUGAUGUACAGUGUAGACACAUUUCUCCAGAGAGCUAUAUUGUUAUCAUUUGUAAACUGAUUUCUACUUGUGACUUAAUGAGGAGGGGUUGAGCCUGGGGCGGCCAGGAAGAGCUCGUUUGAAAGUUGUUGUUCCUGGCCGUCUCUGGGGAAGUUACUAUAUCACUGUACUGUAUGGCAAGCCAAUUACAAAUGAAGACUCAAUCCGGACACUUAUUGCCUUCUUAAACAACUUCAGAAACACACAAAUAAAAACAAUAGCUGGCAUGUCAGUUACGUAGAGAUGUGCCUGACGUUUCCGACAUGUUCUGCUAAUGUGCGGUCAACAACAACAACAACAACAACAACAACAAAAUCAUUCAGCCUGAUUGGCUCACAACGAUCUUGAUUGAAGUAGCAGACAUGGUGAAAUAUGCCUGAAAAAACUACUCGGGCUGUCUUGCGUCCUGUUUUGGACAAUGUUCCGAGGCAUUUUCUCAGCCAUGAUUUUGCCCAAGCGAAGAAGGGGGUCAAAAGUGAUUAAAGGGCCGCUGGCUGACACCGGCUGGCAAGAGCGCUGUGCGCGUUUUGUUGGCGAUCACAAGUCUGGUUCAAGCAAGAGCCCUCACAGGUUUUCACAUUUAACGUGAAAGGUGCAAGCUGUGCAACUUUACAUUCAAACCAGGAGACUCUGUGGCAUUUUAAGAGUCAAGGAAAUGAGUGAAUAAAAAAAAUCCACGCCAGUAAAAUGAUUCCUUCUUCUUUUGAUUUUUCUGAUGAAUCUGAUUCAGUCAAAUAUUAAGCUAAUUGAGUGUGUAACUUUGUGCUACUCUCGUCCAAUAAAAGCUAAGUGGAUCCAUAAACCUCUUCUUCAGCAAAUCAGGGUAAUAUCGUUCUUCUAUCUGACAUACUGUAAGUGAUGGCAUAUACGAACCGAAAGAAAAUAUAUUUAUAUUCCAAUUAUUGUCGCCAUUCUUUACUCUGUACAAAAUAUUGUACGUGUGUGUGUGUGUGUGUGUUCUGACUUAUCAAUGUCAAUCAAUAUGGUGCAACGAUCUUGACACAAACUGAAAAAAACGGCCAACAGACUUGUCACAAGAAUUCACGUUCUCAACUCUAAAACACGUUUUUCUCUCACGAAGGAUCAGACUCUUGAUUUCCAGAUGUGAUCCAGCUGUGGUUUGUCAUGUGGUGCUGAUUGUUUCUCUUUAUCAAAGAAAUGAUCCAAGAAUGAAAUUUGGCGUCUGUGUAAAGAUCCAACUCACAUUUUCCAUUUGAUGAUUGUCCGAUAGCUGUCGUCAGAGCAGAUUGACUCUGCUGAUUGAUGGCGUGAUUUCCCUGUUGGACCAAUCAGAAGAAGACUCACACUGAUUUUUACUCAUAACCACAACAGAUUGAUGAUUUCUGUAUUAUUGAUUUGUGUGAUCGUUAUUGUUAAACAUACCAUUAUCUGUUUUGUAAUAGCCAGACUCCUGGAUUUAACAUCACUGCGAUGAAGGAUGUUCAUUCCCUUUGACCAAGACACAAGAUUGUCAAAAUACCCCCCAAAUUAAUACACAAAUGAUCUCCAGUGGAAAUAUUUUGUAAUGAUGAUUUAGAAUUUCAAGAAUUUAAUAAACGAUAAAUAAUGAAUUAAUAUUUAUUUAGAUUCAUAAAUGAAUAAAUGUACUGUCUUCUAUGGAACAUAGUCAAGGAUUUGGUCUCACCGCCCUGCCACAGAAAACAUAUCGGAGCACUUAGCUGCAUAUUGGAGAAAAAUUACAAUUACCCUGAAAAACUUGACGAAAUGAUGAUAUUUACUGCAGCAGCUCUUUCUGCAUAACUGCUCCCAAACUACACUCAAAUUCUGCAUCUGUGAAAUCCGAUAUCCCACAUAUUCUCCUUGUCUCCCGCAAGCCGUGAUUUCAUGUCCCAGAGUCUGGCUUUGAGGGUUUAGAUAUUUUUCUUCCGAAGCAUUUCAACUGUGUUGUAUCUUGUUCAAACCCUUGUUGCUUGUAAAAACACCUCAUCUCCAGAGGCUGUGCGCUGACCAGCCUCUGUAUAAAUUUGAUGCAUACAGAAAUGUAAGAUGCAUUUGGAGUAAUGUCUUUUGCAUGAUGAUGACCUGCAUAGAACUGAGAGAAUCAAGGGAUGUCCGGGGUUCUUGCAGAUCAAGAAAAAACAUGGCCAGUCGGCAAAUACAUCAUAUUCAUUGUCACGAGGUUGUUGCAUGACUUUUUGCGCUCACUGUACUCUCAGUCGAAUGAUUGAUUUCAAACCUGCUGCUAUUGAAUGAGCACAAAGAGAUUUUUGGUUUAGAUUGUCCACACACUCGCCCCUGUUUUUCUUUUUUUUUCCCAUUGAGUUUUCUUCAUGUGAGAGUCAACAGACCAACUGCGUUACUCACCUUGCUCUUGGUUUUUACACGAACAAGAGAAAAAAAAAACAUUUUGAAUAUGAUGCCUGAUGAACCAGGUGCCUUAAUCAAAUAUAUGAGAACACAAAUCGGCACCUGCUGUCGGUCUGGAGGGGGUUUCCCUGCAGAAACCAAGGGGCUGGGUUUCCCAAAACCUAAACUUGAAGAAAAACGAGAACCUCACCAAAUUUGUAUAAUAAUCAGCCUUUAAAUGCAGAUGGAAGCUAUUGUCUGCAUAAAAAAACUACCCUGCUAACAUGUUCCCUUUUUGUAAGCGCAGAAGAGCGUAAAUGACAAUGUGUUGAAGUCAAUUUGUGUCGUCUUGGGAAACCUGGUUCUGUUUUUUAACUCCUUCUCUGCCCACUACGCCACGUUCGUGUGUUUCCUGUAUUGGCUGCUGCUGCUAUCACCGCUGGUGUGUGUCCGUGUAGAGAAGAGCAAACUUCCACUGUGUCUGAGGCAGAGGGAGACUCGGGCCUGACUUUUGAACUUGUCAAUUACAAGGACAAGUUCUUCUUUGGUGUCGAGGCGGAGCACUGUGCUGCUGCCUCUUGAGACCUUCUCGAGGGGGGGGGGGGGGGGGGGAUGAAAUAAACAAAACAAAAAAAAAACACAUGACCGAACUUUCCUUUUCUUAACUUUGCUAUAUUGAAGUGCCAGACCCUCCUUGAAGUCAGUGUUGGCACUGAGUCGCUGAGGAUGCGAAUAAAGCGACAAACUGAGCAUGGAGGUAAACUGUGGUGCUAAUCUGUCAGUGGCUGGGUGCUAAGGCUGUGUUAAAAAGCUGUAUUAGCCAUAUUAUUCCUUCUGUUGUCCACUCUGGUCAGUCUCGUGUUUCUGACUGCUGCACUGCUGUACGCUGACAUAGCGAGGUAUAAUUCUGCUGCUGCUUUGCUGUUGAUGUAGACUAGUCUUCUAGUUGUCGGGAUCCAGAAGGAUCGUGAAUGUUGUAUCCUUAUAUACGGCCGCUGUCCUGCUCGUUCGUCUCAACCUUUUUAUUUUCGAAUUGAGAUUAUGGUUUGAUAUUUUUGCUCUGAGUCUGUCCAAUGUUGCACGUUUGAAUUUGUAUUCCUAAAUUAUAUUCUAUUGCCUUUACCCCUGAUCCCAGUGUUGAUGCCAUUUAUUUGAUAUUUAUUUGUUCAGUCCUGUAAAUUAUAGUGUUAGGACACCGUUUGUUUGAGCAAGACUUUAUAGUUUUUCCACUGAAGUGGGCUUUUCCAUGAGUCAGAGACUUUACAUGAGACCCACAGACUCAUAUCACAGUCACAGUGAAACAUAAUAUGCCAUUUAGUUACCUACAAUUCUGCGAUUUCUAACAAUGCUCAAAGACAGUUUACUGAACAAAAAACAGAGAAGCAAGUCUUCAUUUAAAAUGUUGAAAUUAUAUAUUCAAUAAUAAAAAACACAUUCGAUUAAAAGUUAAAAACAGUUGAGUUUGCAUACAAAACUUAAUGUAAGUCAUCACAUUCAUUUGGAAAAUAACCACACAAUCUGGCCUCAGUUAUUUUCUGACUUCUUCCUUCCUGUCCCUCAGUCUCCUGUUAUUUAAGUUUCCUCUGCGUUUUGCUUUGCCCUGACGCCGGGUAAAGGAAACACACAUUUCUGCAGAUUAACAGUUUCAUUGUGACUGCGAGUAACCGACGUCUGUGAAGCUCAAGAAGCAUUCUGUCAUCUGAGGUUUUGAUGCGAUGAAAGUUUCUGGCCCUGAACCAGGAUCAGCAAACUGAACCUUCGGGUGCUCCGCAGCCUUUGAGCUCAGGUCAGGGGUCGGCUCGACCACUCUCUCUAACCUUGUUGGGGUAAUUUGAGAAAAGAUUUCGAUGGUGUCGUGGGAUCACGUUUUCUGGGGGAAAGUUUACCGCUGCGCCAGAGAUCUUUCGCCCUUUCUGAGUUAUUUUUAUUAGUUUGUUGGUUUCUUCAGAAGGGCUUUGGUCAGCAGUCGUCUCGUCAGGGAGUCCCUGAGAUUAUAGCUGGUGGGCAGAGACCCCUCAACCUCCUCUGCGACGAAUGACGAGGAGAGGUUUGAUUUCCUCUUCUGCAGACUAAUCUUAUUAAAGCAAAACAACAACAACAACCCACUCUCUGUGAUAAAAGAAAACACCAUAUUUCUAUAUUUACACACUCAUCAUCCAACACUGCAAUGAUUUACAUCUCCUUCCGGAAUUUGCCAAACUGCAUGGAGCAAGAGACACUUAUCAAAAGAAGACAUUUGUCCUGAAACAAUUUUCUUUUCUUUUUUUUUUUUUCUUUUUUUUUUUACUUUUGAUAUAAAUGACUGAUAGGAAGACGUUUUUAUAGGAAAUCCGGGCCAGUCCAAACAUGUAGAGGAUGUGGGAGGUAUCUGUCACUCUGAGCUCCACAGCUACAUGCCAUGGUUAUGAUGCUUCUGGUCUUGUGCGGUCACUUGUUUGACUCGAUCACAGCAUGGGAUCUUUCUGUAAUUAGUCCUGUGUGUGUUCCUCUCAGCAGUCUCAGUAGGAGGACUGUACUCCAUUGCUAAGAGCUCUAUAAUAGAUCUCUUGGUGAUUAUAAUUUCAUAACUAAGCAAAACCUGCAGAAAGUGUAUCCUGCUGAAACUAACUUGAUCCUCUCUUUAGCGAUGACGUCUAUAUUUGUAGUUCACAUAUAUGCCUGUUCUAUUACAAUAUCUUGACAGUUGUUAUAUUUAUGUUGUGUAAUAAAUGUCGUGCUGGGUUUAUACUUUUGUUCUUACUAACUUUUUUGGGGAAUUUUGUUUUCUCUGAGGCACAAUGGGUGGCUUUAUGCACAAGCAUGAAAAUGUAUAAGACGUUUCUUUUUAUUUUCUCCAGUCUUUUGGUUUGUACUGUAACGACUCGUUCUAUUUCAGAGCUUCUGACAGGUUUUGUCUCCGGCUGCUCCACAUCCUGCAGACAUCUGCCCUGAAUCUCUGUCGUGUUUAUUGUGCCUCUUUUUUUGUUUUCUUUCGUUCUUUUGAAAUCAUUCUUUCUCUGUUGUAUCGGCCAGGAGUUGGUACCACAACUUUGCUUGUAACCACAAUAGUCUGAUUAUGUUGAUUGAUUUUAAUAUCAAAACAAUAAAAACAUUAGCACCCCA
Platichthys flesus (European flounder) is the source of this 12376-nucleotide messenger RNA. RefSeq names its product creb3 regulatory factor (gene crebrf). The transcript has 11 exons. NCBI's taxonomy places the organism in Eukaryota, Metazoa, Chordata, Actinopteri, Pleuronectiformes, Pleuronectidae. Gene Ontology annotation, molecular function: RNA polymerase II transcription regulatory region sequence-specific DNA binding; DNA-binding transcription factor activity, RNA polymerase II-specific. Gene Ontology annotation, biological process: regulation of transcription by RNA polymerase II; response to unfolded protein. The record is from RefSeq and is a predicted model, not a curated record. Gene Ontology annotation, cellular component: nucleus. Bases 691 to 2841 code for a protein of 716 amino acids.